AUGUCAGGUACAGAGAUAUCCCCCAAAUGUACAGUACAGAUAUCCCCCAAAUGUCAGGAACAGUACAGAUAUCCCCCAAAUGUCAGAACAGUACAGAUAUCCCCCAAAUACAGUAACAGAUAUCAAAUGUAGGACAGUACAGAUAUCCCCCAAAUGUCAGGACAGUACAGAUAUCCCCCAAAUGGACAGUACAGAUAUCCCCCAAAUGUCAGGACAGUACAGAUAUCCCCCAAAUGUCAGGACAGUACAGAUAUCCCCCAAAUGUCAGGACAGUACAGAUAUCCCCCAAAUGUCAGGACAGUACAGAUAUCCCCCAAAUGUCAGGACAGUACAGAUAUCCCCCAAAUGUCAG
Staurois parvus is the source of this 352-nucleotide messenger RNA. NCBI's taxonomy places the organism in Eukaryota, Metazoa, Chordata, Amphibia, Anura, Ranidae. The record is from the annotation of a GenBank genome assembly.